This is a messenger RNA of Drosophila guanche, 3328 nucleotides long. RefSeq names its product sex determination protein fruitless (gene fru). Gene Ontology annotation, biological process: regulation of transcription by RNA polymerase II. The transcript is spliced from 7 exons. Gene Ontology annotation, cellular component: nucleus. Bases 52 to 2712 code for a protein of 886 amino acids. The record is from RefSeq and is a predicted model, not a curated record. Lineage: Eukaryota; Metazoa; Arthropoda; Insecta; Diptera; Drosophilidae. Gene Ontology annotation, molecular function: protein binding.
CUCUCUCUCUUGUUAACUUUAAAAACCAAAAACCAAAAACCAACAAUCAACAUGCACCCCACACACACCAAAGCCCCCAUCCAGCCAAGGCGGUACAACACUGACCAAGGAGCGAUGGACCAGCAAUUCUGCUUACGCUGGAACAAUCAUCCCACAAAUCUGACCGGCGUCCUCACAUCCCUGCUGCAACGUGAGGCGCUCUGCGAUGUCACGCUCGCCUGCGAGGGCGAAACAGUCAAGGCCCAUCAGACCAUACUGUCCGCCUGCAGUCCAUAUUUCGAGACGAUCUUCCUACAGAAUCAACAUCCACAUCCCAUCAUAUACUUGAAAGAUGUCCGAUACUCAGAGAUGCGUUCGCUGCUCGACUUUAUGUACAAGGGCGAGGUCAAUGUGGGCCAGAGCUCGCUGCCCAUGUUUCUCAAGACGGCCGAGAGCCUGCAGGUGCGCGGUCUCACAGAUAACAACAAUCUGAACUAUCGUAGCGACUGCGACAAGCUGCGCGACUCGGCCGCCAGCUCCCCCACCGGCCGCGGACCCUCCUCCAGCUAUGGCGGCGGCCUUGGGUUGGGCGACGGGGUGCGCGACUCACGCGACUCCCUGCGCUCCCGCUGCGAACGCGACCUGCGCGACGAGUUGACGCAGCGCAGCAGCAGCGUUAAUGCCGCCGCCGCCGCCGCGGCCUUGGGCCUGACGACGCCCAGCGCCGGCGAACGAUCUCCCAGCGUGGGCAGCGCCAGUGCGGCAGCGGCGGCCGCUGUGGCGGCUGCUGUGGCAGCCGCUGCUGCCAAUCGCAGUGCCAGCGCCGAUGCACUCAACAGUCGCGGCGACGCAUGCAGCGAUCGUGGCAGCGAGCGGGGCACACUCGAGCGGGCCGACAGUCGCGAUGAGUUGCUGCAGCUCGAUUAUAGCACCAAGGACAACAACAACAGCAACAUAAGCAGCACCAGCAACAACAACAACAACAACAACAACAACAGCAGCAGCAACAACAACAAUCGAGAGCGAGAAAGGGAGCGGGAACGAGAGCGGGAACGAGAGCGGGACAGCAGCAGGGACCGCGAGCGGGAGCUCUCCACCACGCCGGUGGACCAGCUGAGUAGUAGUAAGCGCAGACGUAAGAACUCAUCAUCCAACUGUGAUAACUCGCUGUCCUCGAGCCACCAUGCGAACGCUGCCCAUGCACAGGACAGGCACUACCCGCAGGACUCUCAGGGCAACUUCAAGUCGAGCCCCGUGCCCAAGACGGGAGGCAGCACAUCGGAGUCGGAGGAUGCGGGCGGACGUCACGAUUCACCGCUCUCAAUGACCACCGGCGGACAUUUGGGCGGCGGUGGUGGCAAUGUGGGCGCGGCCAGUGCCCUGAGCGGCCUCAGUCAGUCGCUGAGCAUCAAGCAGGAGCUGAUGGAUGCCCAACAGCAGCAGCAGCAGCAACAUCGCGAGCAUCAUGUGGCCCUGCCGCCCGACUACUUGCCGAGCGGUGCUCUGAAGCUGCACGCGGAGGAUAUGUCAACGUUGCUGUCGCAGCACGCCAUGCAGGCAGCGGAUGCGCGCGAGGAUCACAACGAUGCCAAACAGAUGCAGCUCGACCAGACGGACAACAUUGACGGUCGCGUUAAGUGUUUUAACAAUCCGCGAUCACAGCUCGAACAUGAACAGCAGCAGCAGCAGCAGCAGCAGCAGCAACAGGAGGAGGAGGAGCAAACCAUCGACGAGUUGGAUGUCGAUCGGGACAUGGGCAUUGAAGAGGAGCACGAACAGCUCGAAACGGAGGAUGCAGCAGCAGCAGCAGCUGCUGCCUAUCAUGCCACGCCGCCGAAGUACCGCCGAGCCGUGGUCUAUGCGCCGCCGCCGCCAGACGAGGAAGGACCCUGCUCUGGUUCUGGUUCUGGUUCCGGCUCAGAGAUCUAUGUGGACAGCAACUACAACAAUUGCGAGUACAAGUGCAAGGAGCUGAACAUGCGCGCCAUACGCUGCAACCGGCAGCAGCAUCACCUGGCGGCCCACUAUGCCCAUCCCCAUCCCCAUGCCCAUGCCCAAGGCCAUCCGUCGCUUCAUCGCUCGCUGGUGGAUUGUCCCGCAGAGGCGGCCUAUUCGCCGCCCGCCACCAGCAGCAGCAGCCACAGCAGCGGCUACCGCGAUCAGGGGGGAUACGGCACGAGCAAUGGAACCGGACAGCAGCAGUUGGACUUGUCCAGUCAUGGCUACCAUGGACACCAUCAUGGGCCCGCGCUGCCGCUGCCGCUGCCACCGCCGCCCAGCCACACCCAAGCCUCGCCGCACUAUCAGCCAGCCACAUCCGCCUCGUCAUCCGUGUCUGUGACCGCAUCCGCAUCCGCAUCCGCACCAGCCUCAGUCUCCGGCCCAGUGUCCCCACAGCCCAGCUCCAGCUCGAGCGGAUCGAGCUCCUCGGCAGCAGCAGCCGCAGCCGCAUCCGCAGCCGCCGCAGCAGCGGCCAAUCGGAGGGAUCACAACAUCGACUACUCCACGCUGUUUGUGCAGCUGUCGGGGACACUGCCCACGCUGUAUCGGUGCGUGAGUUGCAACAAGAUCGUCUCGAAUCGGUGGCAUCACGCGAACAUCCAUCGACCCCAGAGCCACGAGUGCCCCGUCUGCGGGCAGAAAUUCACGCGCAGGGACAACAUGAAGGCGCACUGCAAGAUCAAGCAUGCGGACAUUAAGGAUCGUUUCUUCAGCCACUAUGUACAUAUGUGAUCACUUCUCUAGGCCCCCUAGACAGUCUCAAGCUCCAAAUCGAAAUCGAACUUUAUCCUUUCCCCCUGUCUCUCUCUCUCUCUCUCUCUCUGGCUCUUAUUAGGCGAAUCUUUACGGCGGAAGCAGAAGAGUGAAACAAAUCAAAAAAGGUUUUCAGAACUAUCCAAAUAAUCAAGUCAAGAAACGAAUACGUAAUAUAUGAAUAUAAAUAUAGGACGAUUGUACAUCUUAUUAAUCUAAACGCUAAUCGUAGUUGAUUUCAAGACUUUGAACUACUUAUUGUUAACUCGUAUGAACCUUUAGACGCUUUUCUAGAUCAUUAAACAGAAACAAACAAAAGAAAAAAGAUAGAAACCAAGAACUAUAAAAGAUAAAAGAUAUUACGGAUAUAUCGGAAUAUCAAGUUAAUGUAUACCGAGACCAGUACUCAAUGGAGGGAAACUUUGACAAGUAUUAUAUGUAGAAUUCCAAUCGAUUUCCAAGUCAGUUAUUAUUUUAGCUCUUUAGUUCGACUCUCUAACAUGUGCUGUAGUGAAUGUUGACUAAUGUUUUGUUCGUGUCAUUUUGUGCCAUAUUUAGCUAAUCUUUCUUCUAGUCCAUAGGCCAUAACGUCCAA